AACAGCAGACGGCAUCGCUCUGUCGCGGAGACUGAAGAUACAGAGCAGGCUCCGUGUUUCGCCCACCGAGGGAGGAGAUAAGACUGAAGAAAAAUCACAGAAGAAGAAGCAGAGACGUACCCAGGGAGGAGGAGGAGGAGCAAAGGGAUUCGGAUUUCUCUGUUGUGAAUGUGUACGUGUCCUCCGACAGUGUGACUGAGCAGAGAGGCGGGGCGUCACUGUAUUUCGGGGCAGACCUUUGCGUCACACACCGAUGAUGGAGAGGAGGAGGAUGGAUGCAGCACUGUUGGUGCUGUUCCUGGGACACUUCGCCACCGCGCUGGAGGUCCCACUAGACCUCCUGGAAGGAUUGCCGCAGCCGCCGACCAUAACUCACCAAUCCCCCAAGGAUUACAUCAUCGACCCACGAGAGAACAUUAUAAUCCACUGCGAGGCGAAGGGGAAGCCUCAUCCCAGUUUCUCCUGGACGAGAAAUGGGACCCACUUUGACAUCGACCAGGAUCCCAACGUGACCAUGAGGCCCCACUCUGGGACCCUGGUGGUGGACAUCAGCAGAGCGAAGGUUGAAAAUUACGAGUGUGUGUACCAGUGCACAGCAAGGAACAAACACGGAACUGCUGUUUCAAACAACAUAGUCGUACAACAGUCCAGGUCCCCCUUGUGGUCAAAGGAGAAAAUCAAGCCAAUCGUUGUUAGGGAGGGCGUGUCCUUGGUGCUGCCAUGUCGACCCCCUGCUGGCCUGCCUCCACCCAUCAUAUUCUGGAUGGACAAUUACUUCCAAAGGCUGCCUCAGAGCAGCAGGGUGUCCCAGUCCCUGAACGGAGACCUUUACUUUUCAAAUGUGCUCCAAGAGGAUUCCAGGAACGACUACAUCUGCUACGCCCGCUUCCCAUACACACAAACCAUCCAGCAGAAACAACCCAUCACCGUCAAGGUCCUCAGCAUGGAUGCAAUCAAUGACACAGUGGCAGCUUUUUACAAUGACACAGAUUUAUUUAGUGAAGACCCAGCAGAUGAGAGAAAGCCAAACUUCCUUAUCCCUUCUGGCCCCUCCAGCUCCAAGAUAGUGUUGAGAGGACAGGUGCUGGAAAUGGAGUGCAUUGCCGAAGGAUUGCCCACCCCUGAAAUCUCCUGGACCAAAGUGAGCGGCGAUCUCCCAGCCAAACGCACGUCUUUCCUGCACUACGACAGGACCCUGCGUAUUGUGAACGUUUCAGAAUCAGACGCAGGAGAUUACCGCUGCACCGCCAGAAAUAUGCUCGGCUCGGUGCACCACACCAUCCACGUCACGGUCAAAGCUGCUCCAUAUUGGAUCAGGGGCCCUCCCAGCAAUCUUGUUCUAGCUCCAGGAGAGAACGGUUCGCUGACCUGCAGGGCCAGUGGCACGCCCAAGCCCUCCAUCACCUGGGCAAUGAAUGGCAUCCCCAUAGAGAAUUCUCCCAAGGAUCUGAGCAGAAAGGUGGAGGACGACACCAUCAUCUUCACUGAUGUGCAGACUGGAUCCAGCGCCGUCUACCAGUGCAAUGUCUCCAAUGACUACGGGUACCUCCUGUCCAACGCCUUCGUCAAUGUGCUCUCGGAGCCACCCAGAGUGCUGACACAAGCCAACAAAGUCUACCAGAUCAUCAGAAGUCACCAGGCCCUGUUGGACUGUGCUUCCUUUGGUUCACCCAUCCCUAAAAUUACAUGGUUCAAAGACAGCCGGUCCAGCACCCUGGAUGGAGAGCCUUACAUCCUUCAUGACAAUGGGACUUUAGAGAUUCCCAUAGCUCAAGCCCACAAUAGUGGCAAAUACACCUGCGUGGCCGGGAACACACUGGGCAUCUAUGAGAAUCACGUCUACCUGGAGGUCAAAGAGCCCACCCGAAUCCUGAAGCAGCCGGAUCACAAAGUAGUCCUGAGGGGCAGGUCUGUGGUGUUUGAGUGUACGGUGAAACACGACCCCUCACUCAUCCCCACCAUGACCUGGCUCAAAGACGAUGGAGAGCUGCCUGAUGAUGAGAGAUUAAUCGUAGACUCAGACAGCCUCACCAUCACUGAUGUGACAGAGAACGAUGCGGGGGAGUACACCUGCAUCAUGAACACCACACUGGACCAUGAUUCAGCCCGCGCUGUGCUCACUGUUGUUGAGGCCAUGCCAACACCUGCUGUUGUCUACGAGCGACCCGACCCCCCAACUGACCUAGAGCUGACUGACCACAAAAAGAGGAGUGUUCAGCUCACUUGGACCCCAGGGGAUGAACACAACAGUCCUAUUCAGAAAUUUCUGAUCCAGUAUGAAGACUCACUGCACCACCGAGGUCACUGGCACAAUCUUACCGAGGUCCCUGGAACCAAGACGACAGCUCACCUCAAACUGUCACCCUACGUCCACUACACCUUCAGAGUUCUGGCCCUCAAUGCCGUCAAUUUCAGCCGCCCCAGCUUCCCCUCCAGGGUGUUCAAAACAGAACCUGCAGCUCCAGACGAGAACCCAACAGGUGUCCAGGGAUUUGGAACAGAACAUGAUAAUCUUGUAAUCUCAUGGAAGCCACUGUCAGGCCUCCAGUCUAAUGGUCCCGGGCUUCACUAUAAAGUGAUGUGGAGGCAGAAGACGGCAAACAGUGAAUGGAACACAGUGACCGUGGCUAACAACUCUAAGUUUGUUGUGUCUGGAACGCCCACAUUUGUUCCUUAUGAGCUAAAAGUUCAGGCUGUGAACGACUACGGAGAAGGACCUGAGCCUCCUAUUGCCCACGGCCACUCAGGAGAGGACUUGCCAGUAGCAGCUCCAGAGAAUGUGCAGGCCAUGGUGCUGAACAGCACUCUGGCAGAGGUACACUGGGAUCCUGUGCCCUCUAAAUUAAUACGAGGGCAUCUUAAAGGAUUUAAGGUAUACUACUGGAGAGAGCACAGCCUCCACAACCACAACCCUCAUCAUGUGGAGAAUAAGAUCCUGACCUUCAGUGGGAACCACAGCCACGGCAUGCUGCCUGGUCUGCACCCCUUCAGUCUCUACUCUUUCAAUGUCAGGGUUUUUAACGGCAAAGGAGAGGGUCCCCACAGCCCCACCCAGCAGUUUGAGACACCAGAAGGAGUGCCGGGGGCUCCUACUUCCCUGCAAGUCACCAACUUCAACCUGGACUCCCUAACCCUUGAAUGGAGUCCUCCUCAUGUCCGCAAUGGACGCAUCACUGGCUACACCCUCAAAUAUCAGCCAGUCAAUAACUCCUAUGAGCUGGGCCCAGUGGAGGAGCUGGCCCUGGCCGCCAAUGAGACCUCAGUCACUUUGUCCAACCUCAAGUACAGCACACGCUACAAGUUUUAUUUGAAUGCGAAAACAGUCAGGGGAGCAGGCCCAGCCAUUUCUCAGGAAGCUGUCACCAUCAUGGACGAAGGAAACACCCAAACCUCUCAUCCCAUUGCAUGGUCUCCUCCACACCGUCCGCCCCACAAGGUGCGGCCUGUGAGUCCUUUUGGGAAUGUUAGCUCCUCGGUUGGAGAGGACGGGGCCCUGAUCAGUUGGGAGUACUGGGGCCCGGAGAAAAACGUUUAUGUAGAAUACAUAGUAGAAAAAAGUGAAGGUGAAGAGGAGUGGCAGAAAGAGCUUGUGAACGGCUCUCAGAACAUUAUGCUGAAGGGCUUAAAGGGGGGCCUCUCCUAUAGGGUGCGUUUGGUGGCCAAAGGUCACCACGACCAGCCGCUCCACCGCUCUGAGGAGCUGUUGGUCACGGUCCCAGCUGUGGCGAGCAGACAGGUGGACAUCGCCACUCAGGGAUGGUUUAUUGGCCUCAUGUGUGCCAUUGCUCUGCUCAUCUUGAUCCUCCUUAUUAUCUGCUUCAUCCAGAGGAAUAAGGGAGGGAAAUACCCCGUCAAAGAGAAGGAGGACGCACACACAGACCCAGAGUUUCAGCCCAUGAAAGACGAUGACUGUACCUUUGGGGAAUACAGUGACAAUGAGGACCAUAAACCAUUAAAAGGGAGCCGCACGCCGUCUAAUGGGACAGUUAAGAGAGGCGACAGUGACGACAGUUUAGUUGACUACGGGGAAGGAGGAGACGGACAGUUCAACGAGGAUGGCUCGUUUAUCGGCCAGUAUAGUGGAAAGAGUGUCAGCAGGGACACUGCUGAGGGCCAUGAGAGCUCGGAGGCCCCAUCCCCUAUUAAUGCCAUGAACUCCUUGAACUCAUUUGUGUAGCCAUUCAGUCCUCACUGAACAGUGUGAGAUGCUGCUCAAUUCCCCACAUCUCUUUUAGAGGGCUGUUCCAACAUCGCAUGGCUUUAUGAUCACAUCCCCAUCCCCAGUGGCACACAUGAAAUACAGACAUCUCAAAGACAUUUUUGUUUUCACUUGGAAAUCUUUAUGGAGAGGCUUGGAAACCUGUGGUUCAUUGUAUCUUAAGCAGCAUUUAGGGAGAAAGUAGCUCAACCAGAUAUUUGAUUUUAACAAUGCAUGAAAUACCUGAUAUGACCUAAAUCCAUAUAUUAAUUAACACUUUGAUAUUAACAAGUGUUGCAUUCUUACCACGGAUCUCUUAUAGACUAUGCAGUGCUCGUCUAAACUAUUUGUUUUUGUCAUUGGUUAUCAUACUAUCAUACUAUGUUCAUAUAGCAAUCAGUGUCUACAGUAAAUUACUAUUACUCCAUGUAUUUUUUUCCAACUCAGAAACUUGUACAGUAAUCUGUAUUUAAGAAAUGUAAUUUCCUCUUGUAAUUCCAUCAUGCAUUUAUAGUGCACAAGGCAGAUCAUGUACAGUGUGUAUAUAUAUAAAGUGAAUUUUCCGUAAUCUGAAUUUUAGGAGCAGCGCACGCAGCAUGCUUGAGAUUGCUGCAUUGAUACAUCCUCAUCUGUCACCACACUUUUGAAUGAUCCAACUGAACCUAUUAAGGAGGAAGCUGCAAUGCUGCAUGGCUUGCGAUAUGACCUCAUAACCUCUGCCCUGCAUGUAACCCCCCUCUUACUGAGCUUGAUCUGAAGGCCAGUGGGAAAUACUGAGGGUAUAACAGCUCGCCUCAGUCCCUGCAGUGGUCCUUCAGCAGGUAGUGCCUUUUCUUCAAAACAACGAUUCACUUUUGAAGUCUCUUUCCAGAGUUCGGUAAUGGAAAAGAUAAGCUUAAGAAGACGAAUAUGUGGAGGGAGGAGUAAUUAAUAAACUCAUGUCAUCUUUUUCUUUUUUUAAUUGAAAUCUCCCAUUGCCUUGAAAAACAGGACUGGCUUUGAUUCCUCCAAGAAGCUAAGCCCACCCACUUUGGAUCAGACUAAAACAUCAAACCCAUGUCUGGUGCAUAUUCUGCAGUUAUUAUGUACAGUACCUGAUUGUAUUUCUGCAGUAUAUGAAUUUAUGGAUAUCUGUGAGCAUGUGUGUGUGUGUGUGUGUGUGUGUGUGUGUGUGUGUGUGUGUGCGCUGACACAAUACAUUAUUCAAUUCCUAUUAGGCAAAAUGUGUUCACUUGUACUAACUAAACUUGAGGGCCUUUGGAUGGGAUCAAGAUUUCUUUUCUCUUAACUUGCAUCAAGUUUUUUUUUUAAAAACGUGUAGAAUAUUUGUUGAAAUUGUAAAUACCUAAAUUGAUUGUACAGGGACAAGCAGCUUAUAAGGCAGCCGAAGAGGCAAUGUUGUGCAUGAUAUGGUUUAACUUGUUGAUAGGAACUGUAUUGAAUAUAGAGUACUUGUAGAGAAUAUAUAAAUAUUCUUUUUUUUUCUUGCUGUGCACAGUGUACAUUGUACUGUAACUAACUGGACAGAAAACUGCAUAUAAAUUUGAAUUCUGAUUGUUUCCAGAUUUGCUUGUCAGCGAGUAAAAUAACUGGUAUUGUACAACAACAUGCAGGAUAUCGCGACAAUAUAAUUUUUAAUUUUAAUAUUAUUCGCAUUUGUAUUGGUUCUACGCAAUCCCAAUAUACUGCCAAAACAAUGCAUUUUUCUGACAGUAUUUCAAAUGGUUUUGUAUUUAAGAACAGAUUUGUACUAACAUAUACUUUCCUUGUCUCUAUUUAAGUUUCUCCUUUUAGUGCAAGUAUGAAAUUCAAGCUACUGGAAAUAUAAUGAAUGAAUAAAAAAUUAUCUGCUU
Micropterus salmoides (largemouth bass) is the source of this 6051-nucleotide messenger RNA. Its product is annotated as neuronal cell adhesion molecule-like. Gene Ontology annotation, molecular function: cell-cell adhesion mediator activity. Lineage: Eukaryota; Metazoa; Chordata; Actinopteri; Centrarchiformes; Centrarchidae. The record is from RefSeq and is a predicted model, not a curated record. The transcript has 32 exons. Gene Ontology annotation, biological process: cell-cell adhesion; brain development. Bases 254 to 4177 code for a protein of 1307 amino acids.